GGUUUUGUAGCAAAGUUCGUGAAAUUCCAAAGUGUAUUUGUUUCAUAACUGAGUUCACAAACAUGAACAAAGAAAAUAGUAUUAAGUAGACAUACCACAUAUUCCAAUCAAUAUUCCAAGGUUUAUUUGUGAAAUAAGUGACAACGCAAAGAUGAACGCAGAUAAGAUCAUCGGUCGUGUUGAUGUCAGUAUGUUCGGAGAAAAAACAGGUAUUGCUGACGUAAAUCUCUUGGUUGAUGGACAGUCUAUUCCUGUCAGUAGGUCAGUUCUUAGCAUCACAUCGCCUGUGUUUAGGGCCAUGUUCCAGGGGGAUUUCAAAGAGAGGGUACAAGGCGUAAUACCACUACCUGGGAAGAAUUUGGACGAUGUAUUAACGUUGCUAAAGUGCAUAUAUCCGGACAUUAUGAUGACAGUAACAGAAAGUGUCGCUCUUGCAGUUCUUCCAUUGGCCGAGGAAUACCAAAUGACGUUGUUGAAAACAAAAUGCGAAGACACACUGUUGCAAUCAAUUGGCCAGAAAUUCGACGACCAGAAAGUCAAAGGCGGUGAUAUGCAAUACUGCGCUAAUGUGAGCGAUUUUCUGGACCUGUCGAACAGAUUAAGCUUACCAAGACUUAAACAAUGUUGCAUUUCUCUUGCCGCUGAUUUCAAACAUAGAGAACGCAAGCGAUACAUGUUAAGUUAUCAAUUUUCAGCUGAUAUAGUCAAACAAAUUGAUGAACUAGCAAUAUCACGACUUGAAAUUAGAUAUGAUGAUUUAUCAGCAAUUUCUCGGUUUGAAGUUUUCGAUAUCAGGAAACUUUUUAACUCAAGUCUUUAUCCCAAGGACAUAGAUACUCAUAUGAGAGGAUUGAGACUUGCUUAUUCGUUUGCAUUAGAUGAUAUUAAAAAGCUUGCAGUGUCGACGAUUCGAGCAGACAAAAAUAGUAAAAACUGGUCGCAUGACGAGAUGUACAACUUAUUGCCGGAAAAUAUUAAGCGUGAUAUCGAGUGUUAGCCGGCAAAGAAUGUGGAGUUAACAUAUCAUGAACACAAAUGCUGAAUAAAACGAUAACAAUCAUUUAAAAGAAUCAUACAAUUAUACAUGAAUGUCACAUAUCUUAUAUAUAAAGCGCAAUUUUGAUUUGUCGAUGAGUGCCAUAUACGAUGUUCGAAACACGUGAUAUAGACACCGAAAAGUGAUAAUGACUCAUCAUAAAAUGAGGCACAUUAAAGUGACACUCGUAUUCAGAAUCAAUAUAUACAGUAAUACACAUGUAUAACAAACAUAAAUUUUGAGUGAUAAACCUUUAAUACUUACUAAAUAAUGAAAUGAUGAAAAAUAUUAAUAACUGAUAACAAGAUUGUAACUUUGUAUUCAACAGCUGAAAACUAAAAAAAAAACAAUGAUUAGUGAGUGCAUAAAUAUUUAUUGUGAUCUACUUUAAUAGUAUCAUAAGGUAGAAAUGCCAUGUUUACUGCACCUUUCUGUGUCAAUUGUGGCCAAUCUUAUUUGGAAGUAAGAGUGCAUCUUUAAGCUCUAAUUGGUGUACAGAUUCUAAUGCAAAGUACAGUAUCUGUUAUUCCUUUUUUUAAGAUGUUUGGUAUGCAAUGUGACAAGAAUAUUCUUAUGUUUUUAGUCACUUUGUUGUUUUCCUCAUUUUCAAGGUGAUAUCGAGCUCGGAAUAGAAUUCUAUAAUUUUUAAUGUAGCAUGUUUUGUUUUUAUUUAUAUAUUCAAUCAAACCAACAAUAGUCUUCUGACUGUUUAAGUAUUGCAAGUGUGAGGUUAUAGCCAUGCUAACUAGUUUAAGCCCCAAGUAGACUCGAAUUCCAGGGAACUCUUGUUUCACUGACCGUUCCAAGGCGGUAAUCCCAUCAUUUAAAGGGGCUGUUUCAGUAUGAUAAAAUAACGAAAAAAGAGGGAAUUGUCGAAAACUGACUUAAACUUGGUAUCGAUGUGUACAAUGCAUUGAAACUUACUAACUGAAGUACCACAUAGUUUACAAUUUAUUUAAGUUUAGCAGUUAUUUCGUAUUUUUCCAUUAAAAUUUUUUAACUGGGUAUGUCUACCAGGAUGAAUUCAUUCCUUAUGCGUGAUAAGCUAGUCGGUGUUAUCAUGUGAUAUUACCGAGGUAGGUGUAUAGCUAAAUUAUGUCUCCCUUUUUGAUUUAGCCGUCAUAGCUCAGUGGAUACGACGCUGGAAUGCAAUUUUGGCGACACGGGUUCGAACCCGGUUUCUGACACAUUUUUUUUUUAGAUGUUGGUCCUUUUUUACAAUAUUAUUAUGAUAACAAAGCGUAACACAUUCUAUAAGAUAAUUGUCAUGAGAUUCGUUACAGAAAAAAACAACUUGUUUUGGUGCAAAUCUGAUGUACAGUCCCUUUAAUGGUCAAGCACUUUUGACGAGGAUAUGGUUAGUUUGUAAUGUUUCCAUAUGUGCUGUUUAUUAAUAACUUUAAAAUGUGUUAUUGAAAAGCGCGUAUAUCAAUUUUUAUCCAAAUUUGUACGAUAUAGUAAUAUCUAUAUUGUGCUAUGUAUUUAUAUAUUCAUAAUGUAAUAUCAAUUCAUUGGUAGUUUAUGUUCUUAGUUAUAGUACAGUACAUUCAUGUAUUUAUAUAGCCAUCAUUUAAUCCCAAUGUUUCGUGAUUCUAUAGUUAUCUUCGAAGUAUAGUACAUUCUUGUAUAUUCAAUUUUAUGUAUUGUUGUGAAUAUCAUAUAAAUAUCAGCUCUA
Molecule: messenger RNA, 2711 nt
Organism: Mya arenaria
Lineage: Eukaryota; Metazoa; Mollusca; Bivalvia; Myida; Myidae
Exons: 4
Coding region: 152-997 (281 amino acids)
Molecular function (GO): protein binding
Source: RefSeq, a predicted model, not a curated record